CACUUUCAUUGGCCUUAACCUCACUACGGCUUGAGUGCAUAAAAAAUAGAUAUUUUUGUGAAAGAAAAUAAAAAUUCAAUAAAAAUUGGCAAUGGCAACGAAAUUGCUUCGACUGCGAACACAGCUCACACAAUCCUACACCACGAGCAGUUCACUGGUGAAGACAAAGUUGAAUACAAUUCAAAGUAGAAUAAAUAAUUUUGAAAUACCUGAACGUUUCAAAGGAACUGUUGUUGAGAAGUGGCUGCAGUAUUGGAAAGGCCUAGUAACCGAUUAUCGUGAUGUUUUCUUGGGUGUGAUUCAACAAUUAAAAGAGAAACCGAUUCGAGCAGCCAUCUACGGUGGAUUAGGUGGUGCAGCAGUGUACACUUUUAAACACAAUCCCAAUGAAGUGGAUUUCAUUCAACAGCUUCGAGAAUAUAACGUUAGAAUGGUGAUGAUAGAUCCGGUGUGCCAGAAUCCAAUCUCGUCGCAAUAUCUCAUAUUCGUGGAGCGAUGCUACAACGAAGGAAUUGUUCGGAAACUUAAUCUGGGCAUUUUCUCACUGCUUUGGCUCGACAACUACAAUCGAGCGUUGGGAUUGUACAAAACAACCUGCUCAUUCACACAGCCCGAGCUAUUGACCUGGCACCAGCGAAUCAUUGACGUUGGCUUCCUGGAUAAAUGGUGGAUAAUUGAGAAGAAAAUGAUAGACUUUGACAUUAAUGAGGAUAAUUUGUAGACAAAUACACCAAAUCUGUUGUAGUCCACGAGCGCAUUAUGUGUUAAGUUACCUGUAAAUAGAAUAAUGUUAUGCAAAUAUAUAUAUUUACUUUGGCUUUGCUGAGUCAAAUGAAAUGCAUUA
Messenger RNA from Sitodiplosis mosellana (orange wheat blossom midge), 844 nucleotides. RefSeq names its product mitochondrial import inner membrane translocase subunit Tim29. The transcript has a single exon. Lineage: Eukaryota; Metazoa; Arthropoda; Insecta; Diptera; Cecidomyiidae. The record is from RefSeq and is a predicted model, not a curated record. The coding region runs from base 92 to 721 and encodes 209 amino acids. Gene Ontology annotation, cellular component: TIM22 mitochondrial import inner membrane insertion complex. Gene Ontology annotation, biological process: protein insertion into mitochondrial inner membrane.